Messenger RNA from Leopardus geoffroyi (Geoffroy's cat), 2643 nucleotides. RefSeq names its product olfactory receptor 8B4. Gene Ontology annotation, molecular function: olfactory receptor activity; G protein-coupled receptor activity; odorant binding. The transcript has a single exon. Gene Ontology annotation, biological process: sensory perception of smell; G protein-coupled receptor signaling pathway. Gene Ontology annotation, cellular component: membrane. The record is from RefSeq and is a predicted model, not a curated record. Lineage: Eukaryota; Metazoa; Chordata; Mammalia; Carnivora; Felidae. Bases 6 to 935 code for a protein of 309 amino acids.
AGAGAAUGACUCUGAGAAACAGCUCCUCAGUGACUGAGUUUAUCCUAGUGGGAUUAUCAGAACAACCAGAGCUCCAGCUUCCCCUCUUCGUCCUGUUCUUAGGGAUCUAUGUGUUUACUGUGGUGGGCAACUUGGGCUUGAUUACCUUAAUUGGGCUAAAUUCUAGCCUUCACACUCCCAUGUACUUUUUUCUCUUCAACUUGUCUUUUAUAGAUCUCUGUUAUUCCUGUGUAUUUACCCCCAAAAUGCUGAAUGAUUUUCUGUCAGAAAAUGUCAUCUCUUACGUGGGAUGCAUGACUCAACUUUUUUUCUUCUGUUUCUUUGUCAAUUCUGAGUGCUAUGUGUUGGUAUCAAUGGCCUAUGAUCGCUAUGUGGCUAUCUGCAAGCCUCUGCUGUACACGGUCACCAUGUCCCCUCAGGUCUGUUCUCUGCUCAUGUUUGGUUCAUAUGUGAUAGGGUUUGCUGGAGCCAUGGCCCACACUGGGAGCAUAUGGAGACUGACUUUCUGUGAUUCCAACAUCAUCCACCAUUAUCUGUGUGAAGUUCUUCCUCUCCUGCAGCUCUCCUGCACCAGCACCCAUGUCAAUGAGCUAGUGUUUUUUAUUGUUGUGGGAGCGGUCAUCACAAUUUCCAGUAUUAGCAUUUUCAUUUCUUAUGUCUUGAUUCUCUCUAAUAUCCUCCAUAUUCCUUCUGCUGAGGGUAGAUCCAAAGCCAUCAGCACAUGUGGCUCCCACAUAAUUGCUGUUGCUUUGUUUUUUGGGUCAGGGGCAUUCACCUAUUUAACAAGCUCUUUUCCUGCAUCUAUGGACCAGAGUAAAUUUGCCUCAGUCUUUUACACCAAUGUGGUUCCCAUGCUUAAUCCUUUGAUCUACAGUUUGAGGAAUAAGGAUGUGAAACUUGCGCUGGGUAAAACCCUGAGAACAGUGCUCUCCUGAUGGUUCUGUUUGUAUAAAUUAAUUACUGGUAAGCAUCAUACUUAAGUAUCUUUUUAUUCACAGGUGCAGAACUUUUCAUCUUUUUUCUCAACUAGGUCUUCUUUCCAGUUAACCGCAAGUCUCUUGCUUAUACACUUCUUGAAGAUUAUGCUAUUUUGUAAGAUUUAAAUUGGUUCAUUGCAUGCAAUUUAGCAUCUGUUAAGUGUCUACUGUUUACUAGACUCUAUAUGGGGCCCAAGAGAUAGAUGAAUAAGAUGUGGCCCCAUGCCUUCCAUUCUUUUCUUGGUAGGCUAAAUGGAUUUUUCCAAACAACAUUUCUGGCUGGGGGAUGGAGCAGGUGAUGGUAUGAAGGUCCAGGACAGUGAACUAUGUUUUCUUCAGGUAUGGGAGCAGCUUUACCAAAGACCAAUGUAGAUACGUUGGAGCCAUAAGUAAGAUAGUCUCCCAGCUCAUUGAGAAGUUGCCUGCCCAGGGAGAUCAUAAAUCAUCUCUUUAAUGUACGUACUUGUACACAUAAGAGAAGCCCUUGCACAAGAGUUCUUUACAUGGUUUGAAAUGUAAAGAUAAAUCAAAACUAAAAUCUUUCAUUUCCAAGUUUCAGAACACUUAGGGCUUGGAAUGGUAACCAUGGUGUAGGCGGUUUUGUAAUUGGGCCAAUUUCUUGGGCUCUGUAUGCUAAGGCUGAAAGCAAGAACAAAGAAGAAAUUUCACAGAUUUAUAUGAUUGUUAACUGCUACCUCUCCUCUAUACUUCCCUGGAGAUACUGUGUACAUUAUGGGGCAUUUAGGAAAAUUCUUUUAUUCUUUAAAGUCGAUUUAGAUUUUACUGUCUCUAAGAAUAUGUAUGUAUUGAUAUAUGUAUGUGUGUGCGUUACAGUUAACUAUUAGAGAAUCAGGAAGAAAGAGGAGUUAUAUUACAUUUUCUGCUUGCAGGGAAACUUGAAAUGGAUCCAGAUUUUGAGUGCCAAAGUCCACUUUGUACUGCUCUGCUGAAGAUUCUGCUAUGCUAUAUUGAAUAGUUCAGAUUUCAAGGAAUAUACCCUUAUAAACUUCCUUGAGUGUAGGCAGGAAGGUGAACCCAGGACCAGACCAACCCAUGUGCAAAGAUGGGCAGGUGGAGACUCAGUGUGGCUAGAAGAAUGGGGCUGAGUAGAGGCUAGAACUUGGGGUGCCCUUGAGAAGACUCUCUGUGAAGAGUAUUUGGUACUUUUUUUUGGAUAUGGAGAGAGUAAUAUAAAGUACUGAGUUGAUGUACUUUUCUUUGCCUGUAUUUCUUUACCUCGUCCAUAAAAUUGGAUAGUUGCUCAGUUUGUAUUGGUAUGAGAAACAAGGCAGUAAGAAGUUAGUCCUUCUUGACAUUUACUUCUCUGCUGAUACUCAUGUGGAAGCAGCAGCAUCAUACUGAGAAGAAAGGUAGUUCAAGUGUUCCAGGUUUUGGCCAGAAGCAUGCCAGACUGUGAUGGAGUUGAGAACAGAAUGGGGAAGGACCUGCAGCAUGGAACUGACUAAGGAGGAGACAGAAGACAAACCUUAUUUUCUCCAAAUAUGCUAACGUGAGGAGAUCUCAAAAGAAGGUAGAAAAAUCUGCUAAAUAUUUGGAUUAUACCUAGAUUAUGAUAAUCAUACUUAACAUUUACUGAGUAUAUACUAUAUGUUUGGGCACUUUUAAGGUACCUUACCUACAUUAAACUCAUUGGAAUUGUAUUAAU